This is a messenger RNA of Notodromas monacha, 606 nucleotides long. The record is from the annotation of a GenBank genome assembly. Lineage: Eukaryota; Metazoa; Arthropoda; Ostracoda; Podocopida; Cyprididae.
AUGAAGCAGCACAAGUGGUUCUUCUUCGGGUUAUUCUCGGGGCUUCUGGACUACCAAACGUCGCCAUCUGGCGGAGACGGCAAAGCCGAGCCCGACCUCAUCCGCUCUCCGCAACACGCUCAGACCGCCAUCAAAAUGGACAAGUCCGCAGAGCUGGACUCUGUCACAGAGCUGGAAACACUGCCCGAGUCCUACGCAUUCUACGCCCGGUCCGGCAUGACCAGCAACGACGGCAUGAUGAUGGACUCGACCCCGUCCCCGAGGUCCUCACACGUGCCCAACAGUGCGUCGCAUUUCAUCAGUGCUUCCGAGCUGUUGGCAGAGCACGAACGGAGGAAGUCCUACUCGGUGAACGCCAACUACACGCCGGACGUCGAGGCUGUGUACGCCAACUUUGACCCCAGGACGAAGACCUACGGAACCAAGACUGCAGGAGUGCCGCCACCCGAGUACGCGCCCAACGGCCACCUCGGCUACGACUCGUACGUGAACGCCAACGGCGGCACGGCCAUUCUUCCUGGACGUGAAGUUUAUAGUAACGUGGGGGGUAGUGCAAUGUCUGCUGCUGCUGCUGUUGUUGUUCACCCCGCAAAGAAAUGUUUGUAG